Messenger RNA from Schistosoma turkestanicum, 4105 nucleotides. Lineage: Eukaryota; Metazoa; Platyhelminthes; Trematoda; Strigeidida; Schistosomatidae. The record is from the annotation of a GenBank genome assembly.
UCAAGGUAUGCAACAUGCACAAGGACAUCCAUGUCAUUCAACACUCAUGAAUGGUUCACAUAUAAGUAAUGAAGCAUUAAAUUUACAAAAAGCUUUAUCUAAUAUUCAUACAAGACAUGAUAUAGUUUCACAUUCUGUUCAAGAAAUGGAAGAGAUUAAUACAAAAUUAUUAGCUCAUCGUAUAAGUUCCGAAUUAAAACGUUAUAGUAUACCACAAGCGGUUUUUGCUCAACGUAUUUUAUGCCGAAGUCAAGGUACAUUAUCUGAUCUGUUAAGAAAUCCUAAACCAUGGAGUAAAUUAAAAUCUGGUCGUGAAACAUUUCGCAGAAUGUUGAAAUGGUUACAGGAACCAGAAUUUCAACGAAUGUCUGCCUUACGUUUAUCUGAAUUUGAUCAAAGAUAUCCUGGUCCUGUAGUAUGUAAACGAAAAGAAUCAGAACACAUCAAAUUAUCAGAAAGUCGUCAGCCUAAAAAACCUCGUCUUGUUUUCACUGAUAUACAAAGACGCACUUUACAAGCUAUAUUUAAAGAAACUAAACGACCUAGUAAGGAAAUGCAGUCUACUAUAGCUCAACAACUUGGAUUACAAGUUUCAACAGUAGCAAAUUUUUUUAUGAAUGCUCGUCGUCGAUCACUAGAUAAAUGGCAAGAGGAUACAAGUAAAAUAUCAAGUACAAUGAAUUCACCAUCGGAUUCAUCAUACAGUCAAAGUGAAGAACAAGGACAACAAUCAGGUGUGAUUCAUAAUUUGUGUUGUUCAAAAGAUGAUGAUAUAAAUAAUUGUACUCCUUAUUUAUUGCCAUCUAUGCAUCAACCUGGAUAUUCAUUGCCAACUUCAACUCCUGUAACAGCAUUAAAAACACUGGAUAAUAGUUUCACUUCAGGGAAUCCAAUAGAAUUAGAACGAAUAACAGCAAGUAAUAGUUUAACUGCUUGUAAUAGUUUCUCAAAACCUAAUAAUCUGUUACCAUUGAAUUCGAAUCUUGCAAGAACAGUAUUGAAUAGUAAUAAUAAUAACGAAAACAACAACAAUAAUAAUAAUAAUAAUAAUAAUAAUUUGUUUAAAUGUGAUAAUCCAGGAAAUAAUAUGAUUCCUCCGGAACAUCAUACAUAUAAUGCACUAAAUACAACUGAUGGUCUUUCAACCGUUCCAAAUGUUAUUUAUUCAUCACAAAGUUCCACUACUGGACAGCACAAACAACAGCAACAGUUGGAUUUACAAAAUUUUUCAAAUAAUUUCUCUUUACAUUUAACAACACAAACUCAGCAUCCAUUUUCAUAUCAACUGCAAUCACAGCAAGAACAUCAUCAACAACAACAACAACAGCAGUCAAAUCCUCCUGUUCAUCAGCAUCAUCAUCAUCAUCCACAGAGUUCAUCACAUCCUAUGAAUGCACAGUUAGUAGUACCAUCAUCUUCGUCGAUAUCAUCAUCAUCGUCAUCAUCGCAUCAAUUGGUAUUUCCAUUGGAUAUAUUAGAUCAGAAUAAUGGUAUGAAUAAACAUUCAACUGUCAAUAAUCGACUACAUAAUUCUGAUCAUGAAACUAUCAAUACUAGUACUAAUACUAAUAAUAAUAAUAACAACUUAAUUAAAUCAGUUUAUCCAUAUUGUAAUCCUCAAGCAAAUUAUAUAUUCCCUGUUUCAGGUAAUUUACAUUCACAUCAUACACAUUUAGAUAUGUUCAACACUAAUACUGUCAGUAAUAAUGAUAAUAAUAAUAAUAAUAACAAUAAUACUAAUAACGACAGUAAUAAUAAUCUUAAACAUAAUAAUCUACCUAAUAUGAAUAAUGAUAAUCUAAUGAGAAAUCAAUUUUUAAUGCGUGACUUAACUGACAGUCAACAAUUUGAUCAUCGUUUCUUAAGUACAAUGACUAGUGGGCAAUUAACAUUAACUGAACAAGCUUUAGAAUUAUGCUCUUCAAUAGCUGCUGCCAAUGCUAUGUCAUUUAAUAAUAACAUCAAUGUUAAUGACAAUAUCAGUAAAAAUCAUUUUAUUCAUUUGACUAAUGAAAAAUCAAAUCCUUUUCAUAAUAAUUUGGAAAUUAAAAAUUCUCAUGAAUUAAAUGGACCAGUUGAUAUCAGUAAUAAUAAUGUUAUUGACAAUAAUAAUAAUAAUAAUAACAAUAAUAAUAUUGUUCCUAAUCAGAAUGAUACGAAAAAUGCAAAUAGUGUAACAAAUGAUAUCAGUAAUAAAAAAAGUAGUCAUCACGAGGAUCACAACAAUGAUCUACAUUGUCAUCACCUUCAACAACAACAGCAACAACAACAACAACAUCAAAUAGAUUUAUUGAAUAAAAUGAAUUUAUCAAUCAAUGAAUGUAAUCAACUACGUUUUCAAUCGUCAAAUGAUUUAUCUAGAUAUCCAUAUUUUUCUACAAACGAAUUUAUAGAUGAGAUGAGAAGAACAAAUAAUGAAAUAAUCAAUGAACGUAAUGAUACAAAUAAUGGCGAUCUCGGUGAAGUGGAAGAUCAAGAUGAGUGUGUUGAAGACAUAGAUGAUGUCGAUGAUGAUGGUGAGGAAAUCACUGCAGAAUUAUUUGAAGAUGAGCCGGAAGUCGAAGAGAAUGAUGAUAAACGCGAUGGUGAUACAUUAAACACCAAAAAGGAAUCUAUGAGACGUGAUUUAAAUUCUAGUUCAAAUCACUAAAACGUUUGCCCUUCUUAAUAGGUAUCAGAAAAAAAAUAUAGAUAAAAAAAUAUCUUUUAUAAUUUGUACUUAAUUUUUGUGUGAACCUACAGAUAGAUCAGAACUGUUACAAUUUGCAGUUCCUUUAUUGAGUAAAUUAAUCCACAUUAAGAAUAUAUACCCAUGAUAUUUGUGAAUUGUUUGAUCAACUCAAGGUCAACUAAUUUUAAAUGUUAUAUGAUCGUUGUUAAUAGUUUAAAUCUUAUCUACAUUUAUCCUUCCUUCAAAUGCUUGUUACUUGUUCGCUGUUAAUAAAUAGUCUGUUAUAAUGUUGAGUGGACCUAAAACAUAAUAUUGAUUGUUGAAUCUUUUCAUGAAACAAACAAAUAGAUAGUUGUUAUUAGUUUAAAUCUUAUUAGAAACCUCAUCUACAUGAACAAAUAACAGUUGUCUUAUCACUAUUUAAGAUAAUUAUAAAAAUUCAAGUAGAAAAAAGCACACACAAAAAUGGGAGCUGUGCAAACAAGUAAGAAUCAUAGAAGAUAAGUUGACUCAUCCGAGACGAAGAAAGAGAGAAUGAGAGAAACAACUCUAUUUUUCACCCAAAAUUCAAAGGUAGUUAGUUAGGUCAACAUUGAAAUAGAGCACAAAAACACUGUGUUAACAAACACAUUUACUAGUGUUGUUUGUGUUUCCCUUCCACAGAACAAUGAAAUAUUAAGAUAACAAUACCGAAGCAAAAAAGGUAUCUAACUUUCUUUUUAUUACCUAAUUAUUAUUUUUUUCUAGUUUUUACAAUAAAAAAGUAAUAAUAUUUAUUUUUCCCACCGAGUUUCGAAUAUAUCACAUUUACAUUGGCAACAUAUAUGCAUGCAUGCAUGCAUGCAUACAUAUACACUUCCUUGAAGAUGAUGAAAAAAAGUAUUGUCUAUGAUGAAUGAAUUAUCAUUCCUUUUUGUAUCUUUUUCUCCAGUUAAUACAUUGUCACUUUCUUCCGUAUAGAAGAGCUCUCUCUCCUUCUCACUGCAAAGAUUAUGAAAGACAUUAAAACAUAUUUUCAAACAGAAUCAAACUAUUUCCUUAUUUCAUAAAAAAUAAGAAUAAGUUUACAGAGAAAUGUGAAUACUUUACAUUGAAUUAAUUAUUAAUAGUAGUAAUCUUUCACUGUCCUGAAGAGCAAUCAAUAAAGUUCUGUAUAAGGUAAGAUUUAUUCUUAUUGGACACAGAAUAUGUUGUAAACCUUCACUUUGUGUUUACGAACACAGAGAAAGAAAAAGCUAGAGAUGGAUAAUUUCAAUGGUUAAGAAUCACAAAUAAGAGUAAUUGAAGAAAGAUACUAUACAUGAAUUAUUUCUCCUUUGCAGACAUUUCUUUCUACUGUAUACGAUAUAGAAUGUAAGAACCCCCGGAAAUAAGUAAGUACACGUAACCAUAUCUCAUAGAUAUAUGAUAUGAUAAGAUUUAAACUAAUAACAA